Messenger RNA from Dermacentor albipictus, 1284 nucleotides. NCBI's taxonomy places the organism in Eukaryota, Metazoa, Arthropoda, Arachnida, Ixodida, Ixodidae. The record is from RefSeq and is a predicted model, not a curated record.
UUUCGCAAACACCGGUGUGCGUUGGUACAGUGGCGUUGGUCCAAGGUGGUGUUGCCCAAGACGAAAGUUGUAACUUGAACAAGGCUUCUACAUGAAUCAUCUACUUGUGUGCCUAGCGUUAAUACAUUAACUCGUGUGUGGUUACCGCUUUCCGUGCCUUUGCCAUACCCCUGCGAAAAGACAUGACGGCGUUUUCCAAGCUCAAGGCGGUAGUAACCACACUAUUUACCAAACACCUGUUUGUUACUAACGUCGUUCUCGGCACAGGCUUCAUGAUGGUCGGUGACACGAUGCAACAAAGCUACGAAAUCUACGCUGGAAAAGAGAAAGAAAUUGACACGAAGAGAUCAAAGAAUAUGCUGAUUGUCGGCGGCACAUUCGGCGUUUGCGGUCACAAGUGGUACUCGUUUCUAGACCGUAAAUUUCCUGGGAAGACGCUAGGGAUGGUUGGACGCAAGCUGCUAUGCGAAUUCGCCAUCUGCCCUCCACUUGCAUUCAUCCUUUUCGUCGGCGUGGGUCUUCUGAACAGCAAGCCCUUCCAGCACAGCGUCACUGAAUUCAAGAAAAACAUCGUCCUCUUUUGCAUCGCUGAUUGGGGCUGCUUCGUUCCAGCACAGGCUCUCAACUUUUUCUUCUUACCUCCACGCUACCGCUUCCUUUACGUUUGUGGCCUCACAGUGGUCUACGACAUCUUCCUGUCAUUCAUCCUUCACAGGUUCAUGGCUUGGCUUGUGGCUUCGUGUGCAGUAGUGGGAUCUGGUGGACAUACACAGUGUACGAAAGGAUUCUCAUGAAGAGGAAAUCAAGAGUUGAUGGCAUAAUGUCUUGAUCAACUCAGGCACUGUCCAUGCGGCAAUAAAGCAUCUAUAGCAUGUACAUAUAGCGAUAGUACAUACAGUUUUAAGCUUAUUGUUAUUUCCUAGCAACUGUAGUUGUCACGCCUUUUAUAUUUUUCUUCAGCGUGUGCUUAGUAAGCGCAAUUUGAUGUAACAAAUGGUCCAAAUCCAAAGUGGAGUGCAUGAGAAGUUAGUGUUGGAGACAGUUCAAAUCAAGCAAGGACCUAAUGGACAAAGAGGUGCGCGAUUGAGUGUUAGCGUUCGGUUGACGGCCAAUUUCCAUAAAUGACGUACGCUUCUAAGCAGCACGAGCUAAUUGCUGUACCGUUAAAACGCUGUUUGUUGAUUGUGCUAGGAUGACAUCUGACGUUCGCUCUUUUUGCUGCAAAAUAUUUGCCGUAAAAAAGAAUCUAAUAAAAAAACAAUAAAAGGUGUUCUAAACGAACAA